AUGAGUGAUUCAACAUGUCAAUUAAUGGAAGAUAUCGAAGGAUUAUGUAAACGUUGUUAUCAUCUUCAAAAAUCGAAUAAUGAUAUGUAUGAUUAUAUAAAAGAAGAUAGUCAAAUGCAAGAAUAUAUUUAUGAAAAUGAGAAAAUUAUUGAAAAAUAUCAUCAAAAAAUCCAUGAAAUUUUUCAAUUAAUAAAAGAACAUAGUGAGCAAGAAAUAGAACUAAAUUGGUCGCCUAUAGCAAGUGAUUAUAAAAAAAUGGAAGAAGAACAGAAAAGAUUAUGUAUUGAAAAAAAAACUAAGCUCAUGGAAAGCCAAAUUAUUAAUGAACAAAAUGGAACUGAUGAUAAAGGCGUUUAUUUAUAG
Molecule: messenger RNA, 363 nt
Organism: Adineta steineri
Lineage: Eukaryota; Metazoa; Rotifera; Eurotatoria; Adinetida; Adinetidae
Source: the annotation of a GenBank genome assembly